This is a messenger RNA of Linum trigynum, 3352 nucleotides long. NCBI's taxonomy places the organism in Eukaryota, Viridiplantae, Streptophyta, Magnoliopsida, Malpighiales, Linaceae. The record is from the annotation of a GenBank genome assembly.
ACUAUAAGAUACCUAAUGCCUUAUAGAUGUAAAAUGAGUGACAUGCAUGAUUGUUUAUUCGUUCAUGCACUCAUAUAUAGAUAUUGUUUGUUUGGUUUUUCAAUUAGGGUACUGUUUUUAUUUGUUCAUGCACUCAUAGAUGAUAGAUGGUCUGACGAUCGAUCUCUUCGUUUCUGACUUUUACAUACGUACGUGACAUGAUUUUACUGAUUUAGAGGCACUUGUUUGUUUCUACACAUGACAACAUCAUAUAUAAUUCCCUAGAAUUAUGCUAAAAUACGCGUCUGUCUCUGCAGCCUGUACGACGAACUAGCUAGCGACAUUAAGAAGUUUUGUAAUAACUCUAUAGGACGACCACUGUCUGCUGUGAUUUUCCAUAAUUUCACCACGCAGCUGCAGGCAGAGAUAGCCAGUCGCUAGCUAGCUAGCAGAAGAAAGCGCUUCCCAGGGGAAGAGGAGAGCAAUCGGACUGGCCCUAUGCAGUCUCAUAAUAACGAAAUGGAGAAAAAGAAAAGAGAUCGAGGGCGCAAAUGUUAUAGUUGGGCCGUUGGGGCAUGGCAUUUACGCCAUCCACACGGUUUUGGCGGAUGAGAAGACAGACUACACAAUGAGAGCUCGAUCCCGUGCAUUUAAAUGCAGCAGCACUCCAACCAAGUCAACUUGGCCUCUUUUUCCUCCUCAUAGUUCCCGCCCAGCAGCCCCAUCCAAUUAUUAUCAUCGUCAUACUGCGCCGCGCGCUUCAACUGCUGCUUUCUAUAUAAACCCUACUUCCGUUCCUCCUCUUCUCACAAAUCUACACAUCUUUCUUAAAUCUUAACCAUCAUUCCUUUCUUUCUUUGCUCUACUCUGCCAACUGAUGACACAUUCCAAGCUUCUCCUCGCUUUGUUGCUCGGCGCCUUCUUGGUUUCCGCCAAUGGCGCCAGGAACCUGCACCAAACUGCUACAGCUGGCUCCUUUGACGACGGGAAGAACCUGUUCCGCCGCCCUGGACGUGGAGGCGGGGGCGGCCUUGGUGGCGGCGGCGGCGGGGGGCUCGGAGGUGGUGGCGGGCUAGGCGGGGGAGCUGGAGGCGGACUUGGCGGCGGUGCUGGAGGUGGAGGCGGACUUGGCGGCGGCGGCGGCGGAGGCUUAGGAGGCGGAGCUGGCGGUGGUUCUGGUGCCGGCUUCGGCGGUGGUGCUGGCGCGGGAGGCGGGCUUGGAGGCGGUGCUGGAGGUGGCGGAGGGUUUGGUGGUGGAGGUGGCGGUGGUGCUGGGGGAGGAGUAGGUGGUGGGUCGGGGUUCGGAGGAGGAGCAGGGUUUGGUGGUGGUGCUGGCGGCGGUGCCGGUGGUGGACUUGGUGGCGGCGGUGGAGGAGGAUUCGGAGGUGGUGGCGGCGGCGGGCUUGGUGGCGGGUCAGGUGCUGGGUUCGGCGGUGGGGCUGGUGCCGGUGGUGGUAUUGGAGGUGGGUUGCCCUGAAGAUGCUUGCAGAAUUAUAGCUCCAUAUUGUUGGAUCAUGAGUGUUGGAUCAUCAUCAUGAUAAGUGUUGUCUCUUAUCUAUAAAUGUUAUGUUUGGUACGUACUAGAAACAUGUUACCAAAUAUAUAUGAUCAAUUAAUGUUUGUUGUAAUUUAAGAAGAAGAAAAAAUGCUACUUACCGUUGUACGUACGUUCUAUAUAUUUACUCUAGCUAUUUGUGUUCAUCGUUAUGUUUGUUCAGUGCUACGUAUAACGUUGUAUACCAUCGUAGCCAUUAUAUUCAAAGAAAGUAAACCUAGUGGCGUUGUGGGUUUCUUAAUUAAUAUGUUUUUUUUAGCAAGUAAUGUCAAGGUACAAUAGUUAAAUCCUCUAUUCAAGACCCCAAAAAGAUAAUUAGUGAAGUCACCCUACAAAAUCGAAGGACGCUAUCUCUACAUGGAACAGCAGCAGGACUUGUCUUGCCACUUUAUGGGACAGCAGCUAGGGUUUCUUAAUUAAUACUAGUGUGGGCCCCGGCCAGUUGGCCGGAGGAAGGUAGGAUGGCAAUGGGUCGGGUUGGGUCGGGUUUUGCUAAAUUCAAAUCCAAAUUCAUGGGUUUAUCCGUGAAAAAAAUUCGGGGUAAAAUUCACUGGGUUUGAAAACCUCAAACCCAACUCAACCCCUUGGGUAUCCGCGGGUUCAUGGGUACCCACAGGUUUUUGUCUUAAAAAAUUUACAAUAACAAGUUCCUAUCAAAAUUAAAGUCAAAUAUCAAUCUCUCAAUACAAAUUAUCCAUAUAUAAAAUACCAUUCUAGAAAAUUCAAGCAAAUAACAAAUUAUCCAUAAAUAACAUGAUUAAUUGAAAGCUUCUUCUUUUCAAUUAAGUUUCUUCACUCUCCACUCGAUAACAUCAACUUCAUUCUACACAAUUAGAAAGAAAAAAUUAGACAUGUCUCCACAAACAUAAAUAAGAUAAGUUGUUUAGAAUAUUAAAUAUAUCGAGAAAAUUAAUUAUAUGGGUGUGGGCGGGUACCCAUGGGUCGGGUUUACCUAAACCCAAACCCAACCCAACCCGAUGAAUAUUGAACGGGUUUAAACCCAAACCCGGCCCAAAACCCGUCAACACGGAUUUUACCCGCGUUGACCGGGUUGGGUCGGGUGGGUACCCGUGGGUUCGGGUUUUGUUGUCAUCCCUAUAGGAAGGUGAGGUAUGAAAUUUGAUAAUAUAAUGGGGUGUAUAACUUAUUGUUGUAAAGUUUUUUUGGGAAACACGUGAUAAAAAUAGUGAAUUUUAGCAGGAAAGAGACAUUAAUGAUGCAACAAAUCAAAAAUCGGCCUUAUGAACCAACAUCAAGUACCUGUUACCUUGUGAAACAAUAUUGUUUCUGGUAAUAUGAUGAGGUGGAGUAAGUUUUAUAGAAACUGAAUUCCAGAAAAUCGUAUAAAAAAUCGCCUAUCCCGUCGGUUUUCGGAAAAUGAGCAUCUCACAAUCGUUGCUAGCUUUUACUCGGCCCGUUGGCCGAUUAAUUUGGUUUAUAAAACUUUCAUCUUGUCGUCAUUGUGCUUUCUGGUUUUUUUCAGGCCAUGAUAAAAUCUAAGGAAAUCAAGAACGAACAACACGAUUUGAGAUAGGAACCGUCGUUGUCGUAUCCCUAGAAAAUGGUGGUAAACACGGACUUACCUGCCAAACUGGUUUGGAUUGAGAUUUUUAUCGGGUAUCAGGGAACCAUGUGAUUAUAAAUUAGACUCGAUCAAAAGGGGCCAAAACUUGAAAUGCAGCCUGUUUGACCUACCCAUGCCAAAUUCUAAUUAUUCUUUACUUUUAAACUUUUUAUUUGAAAAUAAAAAAUAGUGAAAUAAAAGAGAUGACUGCCAUUUGCACAUCACUUAUUCGGGAAUAAAAUCAUAGAAAUUCA